AUGAGUGUCAAGGCCUACGAGCGAGUGUCAAGGCCUACGAGCGAGUGUCAAGGCCUACGAAUGAGUGUCAAGGCCUACGAGCGAGUGUCAAGGCCUACGAGCCUACGAGCGAGUGUCAAGGCCUACGAGCGAGUGUCAAGGCCUACGAGCGAGUGUCAAGGCCUACGAGCGAGUGUCAAGGCCUACGAGCGAGUGUCAAGGCCUACGGGCGAGUGUCAAGGCCUACGAGCGAGUAUCAAGGCCUACGAGCGAGUGUCAAGGCCUACGAGCCUACGAGCGAGUGUCAAGGCCUACGAGCGAGUGUCAAGGCCUACGAAUGAGUGUCAAGGCCUACGAGCGAGUGUCAAAGCCUACGAGCGAGUGUCAAGGCCUACGAAUGAGUGUCAAGGCCUACGAAUGAGUGUCAAGGCCUACGAGCGAGUGUCAAGGCCUACGAGCGAGUGUCAAGGCCUACGAGCCUACGAGCGAGUGUCAAGGCCUACGAGCGAGUGUCAAGGCCUACGAAUGAGUGUCAAGGCCUACGAGCGAGUGUCAAGGCCUACGAGCCUACGAGCGAGUGUCAAGGCCUACGAGCGAGUGUCAAGGCCUACGAGCGAGUGUCAAGGCCUACGAGCGAGUGUCAAGGCCUACGAGCGAGUGUCAAGGCCUACGGGCGAGUGUCAAGGCCUACGAGCGAGUGUCAAGGCCUACGGGCGAGUGUCAAGGCCUACGAAUGAGUGUCAAGGCCUACGAGCGAGUGUCAAGGCCUACGAGCGAGUGUCAAGGCCUACGAGCGAGUGUCAAGGCCUACGAGCGAGUGUCAAGGCCUACGAGCGAGUGUCAAGGCCUACGGGCGAGUGUCAAGGCCUACGAGCGAGUGUCAAGGCCUACGGGCGAGUGUCAAGGCCUACGAGCGAGUGUCAAGGCCUACGAAUGAGUGUCAAGGCCUACGAGCGAGUGUCAAGGCCUACGAGCGAGUGUCAAGGCCUACGAGCGAGUGUCAAGGCCUACGAGCGAGUGUCAAGGCCUACGAGCGAGUGUCAAGGCGUACGGGCGAGUGUCAAGGCCUACGAGCGAGUGUCAAGGCCUACGGAUGAGUGUCAAGGCCUACGAAUGAGUGUCAAGGCCUACGAGCGAGUGUCAAGGCCUACGAGUGAGUGUCAAGGCCUACGAGCCUACGAGCGAGUGUCAAGGCCUACGAGCGAGUGUCAAGGCCUACGAGCGAGUGUCAAGGCCUACGAGCGAGUGUCAAGGCCUACGAGCGAGUGUCAAGGCGUACGGGCGAGUGUCAAGGCCUACGAGCGAGUGUCAAGGCCUACGGAUGAGUGUCAAGGCCUACGAAUGAGUGUCAAGGCCUACGAGCGAGUGUCAAGGCCUACGAGCCUACGAGUGAGUGUCAAGGCCUACGAGCGAGUGUCAAGGCCUACGAGUGAGUGUCAAGGCCUACGAGCGAGUGUCAAGGCCUACGAGCCUACGAGCGAGUGUCAAGGCCUACGAGUGAGUGUCAAGGCCUACGAGCCUACGAGUGAGUGUCAAGGCCUACGAGUGAGUGUCAAGGCCUACGAGCGAGUGUCAAGGCCUACGAGUGAGUGUCAAGGCCUACGAGCGAGUGUCAAGGCCUACGAGUCAGUGUCAAAGCCUACGAGUGAGUGUCAAGGCCUACGAAUGAGUGUCAAGGCCUACGAGCGAAUGUCAAGGCCUACGAGCGAGUGUCAAGGCCUACGAGCCUACGAGCGAGUGUCAAGGCCUACGAAUGAGUGUCAAGGCCUACGAGUGAGUGUCAAGGCCUACGAGCGAGUGUCAAGGCCUACGAGCCUACGAGCGAGUGUCAAGGCCUACGAGCGAGUGUCAAGGCCUACGAGCGAGUGUCAAGGCCUACGAGUGAGUGUCAAGGCCUACGAGCGAGUGUCAAGGCCUACGAGCCUACGAGUGAAUGUCAAGGUCUACGAGCGAGUGUCAAGGCCUACGAGCAUGUGUCAAGGCCUACGAGUGAGUGUCAAGGCCUACGAGCGAGUGUCAAGGCCUACGAGCGAGUGUCAAGGCCUACGAGCCUACGAGCGAGUGUCAAGGCCUACGAGUGAGUGUCAAGGCCUACGAGUGAGUGUCAAGGCCUACGAGCGAGUGUCAAGGCCUACGAGUGAGUGUCAAGGCCUACGAGUGAGUGUCAAGGCCUACGAGCGAGUGUCAAGGCCUACGAGCGAGUGUCAAGGCCUACGAGCGAGUGUCAAGGCCUACGAGCGAGUGUCAAGGCCUACGAGUGAGUGUCAAGGCCUACGAGUGAGUGUCAAGGCCUACGAGCGAGUGUCAAGGCCUACGAGCGAGUGUCAAGGCCUACGAGCGAGUGUCAAGGCCUACGAGCGAGUGUCAAGGCUUACGAAUGAGUGUCAAGGCCUACGAGUGAGUGUCAAGGCCUACGAGCGAGUGUCAAGGCCUACGAGCGAGUGUCAAGGCCUACGAGCGAGUGUCAAGGCCUACGAGCGAGUGUCAAGGCCUACGAGUGAGUGUCAAGGCCUACGAGUGAGUGUCAAGGCCUACGAGCGAGUGUCAAGGCCUACGAGCGAGUGUCAAGGCUUACAAGCGAGUGUCAAGGCCUACGAGCCUACGAGCGAGUGUCAAGGCCUACGAGCGAGUGUCAAGGCCUACGAGCGAGUGUCAAGGCCUACGAGCGAGUGUCAAGGCCUACGAGUGAGUGUCAAGGCCUACGAGCGAGUGUCAAGGCCUACGGGUGAGUGUCAAGGCCUACGAGCGAGUGUCAAGGCCUACAAGCGAGUGUCAAGGCCUACGAGCCUACGGGUGAGUGUCAAGGCCUACGAGCGAGUGUCAAGGCCUACGAGCGAGUGUCAAGGCCUACGGGUGAGUGUCAAGGCCUACGAGCGAGUGUCAAGGCCUACGAGUGAGUGUCAAGGCCUACGAGCGAGUGUCAAGGCCUACGAGCCUACGAGCGAGUGUCAAGGCCUACGAGUGAGUGUCAAGGCCUACGAGCGAGUGUCAAGGCCUACGAGCGAGUGUCAAGGCCUACGAGUCAGUGUCAAAGCCUACGAGCCUACGAGAGAGUGUCAAGGCCUACGAGUGAGUGUCAAGGCCUACGAGCGAGUGUCAAGGCCUACGAGCGAGUGUCAAGGCCUACGAGCGAGUGUCAAGGCCUACGAGCGAGUGUCAAGGCCUACGAGCGAGUGUCAAGGCCUACGAGCGAGUGUCAAGGCCUACGAGCGAGUGUCAAGGCCUACGAGUGAGUGUCAAGGCCUACGAGCGAGUGUCAAGGCCUACGGGCCUACGAGCGAGUGUCAAGGCCUACGAGCGAGUGUCAAGGCCUACGAGUCAGUGUCAAAGCCUACGAGUGAGUGUCAAGGCCUACGAAUGAGUGUCAAGGCCUACGAGCGAGUGUCAAGGCCUACGAAUGAGUGUCAAAGCCUACGAGCGAGCCUACGAGCGAGUGUCAAGGCCUACGAGCGAGUGUCAAGGCCUACGAGCGAGUGUCAAGGCCUACGAGUGAGUGUCAAGGCCUACGAGCCUACGAGCGAGUGUCAAGGCCUACGAGCGAGUGUCAAGGCCUACGAGCGAGUGUCAAGGCUUACGAAUGAGUGUCAAGGCCUACGAGUGAGUGUCAAGGCCUACGAGCGAGUGUCAAGGCCUACGAGCGAGUGUCAAGGCCUACGAGCGAGUGUCAAGGCCUACGAGCGAGUGUCAAGGCCUACGAGUGAGUGUCAAGGCCUACGAGUGAGUGUCAAGGCCUACGAGCGAGUGUCAAGGCCUACGAGCGAGUGUCAAGGCUUACAAGCGAGUGUCAAGGCCUACGAGCCUACGGGUGAGUGUCAAGGCCUACGAGCGAGUGUCAAGGCCUACGAGCGAGUGUCAAGGCCUACGAGCGAGUGUCAAGGCCUACGAGCGAGUGUCAAGGCCUACGAGCCUACGAGCGAGUGUCAAGGCCUACGAGCGAGUGUCAAGGCCUACAAGCGAGUGUCAAGGCCUACGAGUGAGUGUCAAGGCCUACGAGUGAGUGUCAAGGCCUACGAGCGAGUGUCAAGGCCUACGGGUGAGUGUCAAGGCCUACGAGCGAGUGUCAAGGCCUACGAGCGAGUGUCAAGGCCUACGGGCCUACGAGCGAGUGUCAAGGCCUACGAGCGAGUGUCAAGGCCUACGAGCGAGUGUCAAGGCCUACGAGCGAGUGUCAAGGCCUACGAGCGAGUGUCAAGGCCUACGGGCGAGUGUCAAGGCCUACGGGCCUACGAGCGAGUGUCAAGGCCUACGGGUGAGUGUCAAGGCCUACGAGCGAGUGUCAAGGCCUACGAGCGAGUGUCAAGGCCUACGAGCGAGUGUCAAGGCCUACGAAUGAGUGUCAAGGCCUACGAGCGAGUGUCAAGGCUUACGAGCCUACGAGCGAGUGUCAAGGCCUACGAGCGAGUGUCAAGGCCUACGAGCGAGUGUCAAGGCCUACGAAUGAGUGUCAAGGCCUACGAGCGAGUGUCAAGGCUUACGAGCCUACGAGCGAGUGUCAAGGCCUACGAGCGAGUGUCAAGGCCUACGAGCGAGUGUCAAGGCCUACGAAUGAGUGUCAAGGCCUACGAGCGAGUGUCAAGGCUUACGAGCCUACGAGCGAGUGUCAAGGCCUACGAGCGAGUGUCAAGGCCUACGAGCGAGUGUCAAGGCCUACGAGCGAGUGUCAAGGCCUACGAGCGAGUGUCAAGGCUUACGAGUGAGUGUCAAGGCCUACGAGCGAGUGUCAAGGCCUACGAGCGAGUGUCGAGGCCUACGAGCGAGUGUCAAGGCCUACGAGCGAGUGUCAAGGCCUACGAGCGAGUGUCAAGGCCUACGAGCGAGUGUCAAGGCCUACGAAUGAGUGUCAAGGCCUACGAGCGAGUGUCAAAGCCUACGAGCGAGUGUCAAAGCCUACGAGCGAGUGUCAAGGCCUACGAGCGAGUGUCAAGGCCUACGAGCGAGUGUCAAGGCCUACGAGCGAGUGUCAAGGCCCACGAGCGAGUGUCAAGGCCUACGAGUGAGUGUCAAGGCCUACGAGCGAGUGUCAAGGCCUACGAGCGAGUGUCAAGGCCUACGAGCGAGUGUCAAGGCCUACGAGUGAGUGUCAAGGCCUACGAGCGAGUGUCAAGGCCUACGAGCGAGUGUCAAGGCCUACGAGCGAUUGUCAAGGCCUACGAGCCUACGAGCGAGUGUCAAGGCCUACGAGCGAGUGUCAAGGCCUACGAGCGAGUGUCAAGGCCUACGAGCGAGUGUCAAGGCCUACGAGCGAGUGUCAAGGCUUACGAGCCUACGAGCGAGUGUCAAGGCCUACGAGUGAGUGUCAAAGCCUACGAGCGAGUGUCAAGGCCUACGAGCGAGUGUCAAGGCCUACGAGCGAGUGUCAAGGCCUACGAGCGAGUGUCAAGGCCUACGAGCGAGUGUCAAGGCCUACGAGCGAGUGUCAAGGCCUACGAGCGAGUGUCAAGGCCUACGAGCGAGUGUCAAGGCCUACGAGCGAGUGUCAAGGCCUACGAGCGAGUGUCAAGGCUUACGAGUGAGUGUCAAGGCCUACGAGCGAGUGUCAAGGCCUACGAGCGAGUGUCAAGGCCUACGAGCGAGUGUCAAGGCCUACGAGCGAGUGUCAAGGCCUACGAGCGAGUGUCAAGGCCUACGAGCGAGUGUCAAGGCUUACGAGUGAGUGUCAAGGCCUACGAGCGAGUGUCAAGGCCUACGAGCGAGUGUCAAGGCCUACGAAUGAGUGUCAAGGCCUACGAGCGAGUGUCAAGGCUUACGAGCCUACGAGCGAGUGUCAAGGCCUACGAGCGAGUGUCAAGGCCUACGAGCGAGUGUCAAGGCCUACGAAUGAGUGUCAAGGCCUACGAGCGAGUGUCAAGGCUUACGAGCCUACGAGCGAGUGUCAAGGCCUACGAGCGAGUGUCAAGGCCUACGAGCGAGUGUCAAGGCCUACGAAUGAGUGUCAAGGCCUACGAGCGAGUGUCAAGGCUUACGAGCCUACGAGCGAGUGUCAAGGCCUACGAGCGAGUGUCAAGGCCUACGAGCGAGUGUCAAGGCCUACGAAUGAGUGUCAAGGCCUACGAGCGAGUGUCAAGGCUUACGAGCCUACGAGCGAGUGUCAAGGCCUACGAGCGAGUGUCAAGGCCUACGAGCGAGUGUCAAGGCCUACGAGCGAGUGUCAAGGCCUACGAGCGAGUGUCAAGGCUUACGAGCCUACGAGCGAGUGUCAAGGCCUACGAGCGAGUGUCAAGGCUUACGGGUGAGUGUCAAGGCCUACGAGCGAGUGUCAAGGCCUACGAGCGAGUGUCAAGGCCUACGAGCGAGUGUCAAGGCCUACGAAUGAGUGUCAAGGCCUACGAGCGAGUGUCAAGGCUUACGAGCCUACGAGCGAGUGUCAAGGCCUACGAGCGAGUGUCAAGGCCUACGAGCGAGUGUCAAGGCCUACGAGCGAGUGUCAAGGCCUACGAGCGAGUGUCAAGGCUUACGAGUGAGUGUCAAGGCCUACGAGCGAGUGUCAAGGCCUACGAGCGAGUGUCGAGGCCUACGAGCGAGUGUCAAGGCCUACGAGCGAGUCUCAAGGCCUACGAGCGAGUGUCAAGGCCUACGAGCGAGUGUCAAGGCCUACGAAUGAGUGUCAAGGCCUACGAGCGAGUGUCAAAGCCUACGAGCGAGUGUCAAAGCCUACGAGCGAGUGUCAAGGCCUACGAGCGAGUGUCAAGGCCUACGAGCGAGUGUCAAGGCCUACGAGCGAGUGUCAAGGCCCACGAGCGAGUGUCAAGGCCUACGAGUGAGUGUCAAGGCCUACGAGCGAGUGUCAAGGCCUACGAGCGAGUGUCAAGGCCUACGAGCGAGUGUCAAGGCCUACGAGUGAGUGUCAAGGCCUACGAGCGAGUGUCAAGGCCUACGAGCGAGUGUCAAGGCCUACGAGCGAUUGUCAAGGCCUACGAGCCUACGAGCGAGUGCCAAGGCCUACGAGUGAGUGUCAAAGCCUACGAGCGAGUGUCAAGGCCUACGAGCGAGUGUCAAGGCCUACGAGCGAGUGUCAAGGCCUACGAGCGAGUGUCAAGGCCUACGAGCCUACGAGCGAGUGUCAAGGCCUACGAGCGAGUGUCAAGGCCUACGAGCGAGUGUCAAGGCCUACGAGCGAGUGUCAAGGCCUACGAGCGAGUGUCAAGGCCUACGAGCGAGUGUCAAGGCCUACGAGCGAGUGUCAAGGCUUACGAGCCUACGAGCGAGUGUCAAGGCCUACGAGCGAGUGUCAAGGCCUACGAGCGAGUGUCAAGGCCUACGAGCGAGUGUCAAGGCUUACGAGCCUACGAGCGAGUGUCAAGGCCUACGAGCGAGUGUCAAGGCCUACGAAUGAGUGUCAAGGCCUACGAGCGAGUGUCAAGGCUUACGAGCCUACGAGCGAGUGUCAAGGCCUACGAGCGAGUGUCAAGGCCUACGAGCGAGUGUCAAGGCCUACGAAUGAGUGUCAAGGCCUACGAGCGAGUGUCAAGGCUUACGAGCCUACGAGCGAGUGUCAAGGCCUACGAGCGAGUGUCAAGGCCUACGAGCGAGUGUCAAGGCCUACGAAUGAGUGUCAAGGCCUACGAGCGAGUGUCAAGGCUUACGAGCCUACGAGCGAGUGUCAAGGCCUACGAGCGAGUGUCAAGGCCUACGAGCGAGUGUCAAGGCCUACGAAUGAGUGUCAAGGCCUACGAGCGAGUGUCAAGGCUUACGAGCCUACGAGCGAGUGUCAAGGCCUACGAGCGAGUGUCAAGGCCUACGAGCGAGUGUCAAGGCCUACGAGCGAGUGUCAAGGCCUACGAGCGAGUGUCAAGGCUUACGAGCCUACGAGCGAGUGUCAAGGCCUACGAGCGAGUGUCAAGGCCUACGAGCGAGUGUCAUGGCCUACGAGUGAGUGUCAAGGCCUACGAGCGAGUGUCAAGGCCUACGAGCGAGUGUCAAGGCCUACGAGCGAUUGUCAAGGCCUACGAGCCUACGAGCGAGUGUCAAGGCCUACGAGCGAGUGUCAAGGCCUACGAGCGAGUGUGUCAAGGCCUACGAGCGAGUGUCAAGGCCUACGAGCGAGUGUCAAGGCUUACGAGCCUACGAGCGAGUGUCAAGGCCUACGAGCGAGUGUCAAGGCCUACGAGCGAGUGUCAAGGCCCACGAGCGAGUGUCAAGGCCUACGAGCCUACGAGCGAGUGUCAAGGCCUACGAGUGAGUGUCAAGGCCUACGAGCGAGUGUCAAGGCCUACGAGCGAGUGUCAAGGCCUACGAGCGAUUGUCAAGGCCUACGAGCCUACGAGCGAGUGUCAAGGCCUACGAGUGAGUGUCAAAGCCUACGAGCGAGUGUCAAGGCCUACGAGCGAGUGUCAAGGCCUACGAGCGAGUGUCAAGGCCUACGAGCGAGUGUCAAGGCCUACGAGCCUACGAGUGAGUGUCAAGGCCUACGAGCGAGUGUCAAGGCUUACGAGCCUACGGGUGAGUGUCAAGGCCUACGAGCGAGUGUCAAGGCCUACGAGCGAGUGUCAAGGCCUACGAGCGAGUGUCAAGGCCUACGAGCGAGUGUCAAGGCCUACGAAUGAGUGUCAAGGCCUACGAGCCUACGAGCGAGUGUCAAGGCCUACGAGUGAGUGUCAAAGCCUACGAGUGAGUGUCAAGGCCUACGAGCGAGUGUCAAGGCCUACGAAUGAGUGUCAAGGCCUACGAAUGAGUGUCAAGGCCUACAAGCGAGUGUCAAGGCUUACGAGCCUACGAGCGAGUGUCAAGGCCUACGAGCGAGUGUCAAGGCCUACGAGCGAGUGUCAAGGCCUACGAGUGAGUGUCAAGGCCUACGAGCGAGUGUCAAGGCCUACGAGCGAGUGUCAAGGCCUACGAGCGAGUGUCAAGGCCUACGAGCGAGUGUCAAGGCCUACGAGCGAGUGUCAAGGCCCACGAGCGAGUGUCAAGGCCUACGAGCCUACGAGCGAGUGUCAAGGCCUACGAGUGAGUGUCAAGGCCUACGAGCGAGUGUCAAGGCCUACGAGCGAGUGUCAAGGCCUACGAGCGAUUGUCAAGGCCUACGAGCCUACGAGCGAGUGUCAAGGCCUACGAGUGAGUGUCAAAGCCUACGAGCGAGUGUCAAGGCCUACGAGCGAGUGUCAAGGCCUACGAGCGAGUGUCAAGGCUUACGAGCCUACGAGCGAGUGUCAAGGCCUACGAGCGAGUGUCAAGGCCUACGAGCGAGUGUCAAGGCCUACGAAUGAGUGUCAAGGCCUACGAGCGAGUGUCAAAGCCUACGAGCGAGUGUCAAAGCCUACGAGCGAGUGUCAAGGCCUACGAGCGAGUGUCAAGGCCUACGAGCGAGUGUCAAGGCCUACGAGCGAGUGUCAUGGCCUACGAGUGAGUGUCAAGGCCUACGAGCGAGUGUCAAGGCCUACGAGCGAGUGUCAAGGCCUACGAGCGAUUGUCAAGGCCUACGAGCCUACGAGCGAGUGUCAAGGCCUACGAGCGAGUGUCAAGGCCUACGAGCGAGUGUCAAGGCCUACGAGCGAGUGUCAAGGCCUACGAGCGAGUGUCAAGGCUUACGAGCCUACGAGCGAGUGUCAAGGCCUACGAGCGAGUGUCAAGGCCUACGAGCGAGUGUCAAGGCCUACGAGCGAGUGUCAAGGCCCACGAGCGAGUGUCAAGGCCUACGAGCCUACGAGCGAGUGUCAAGGCCUACGAGUGAGUGUCAAGGCCUACGAGCGAGUGUCAAGGCCUACGAGCGAGUGUCAAGGCCUACGAGCGAUUGUCAAGGCCUACGAGCCUACGAGCGAGUGUCAAGGCCUACGAGUGAGUGUCAAAGCCUACGAGCGAGUGUCAAGGCCUACGAGCGAGUGUCAAGGCCUACGAGCGAGUGUCAAGGCCUACGAGCGAGUGUCAAGGCCUACGAGUGAGUGUCAAGGCCUACGAGCGAGUGUCAAGGCCUACGAGCGAGUGUCAAGGCCUACGAGCGAGUGUCAAAGCCUACGAGCCUACGAGCGAGUGUCAAGGCUUACGAGUGAGUGUCAAGGCCUACGAGUGAGUGUCAAGGCCUACGAGCGAGUGUCAAGGCCUACGGGCCUACGAGCGAGUGUCAAGGCCUACGAGCGAGUGUCAAGGCCUACGAAUGAGUGUCAAGGCCUACGAGUGAGUGUCAAGGCCUACGAGCGAGUGUCAAGGCCCACGAGUGAGUGUCAAGGCCUACGAGCGAGUGUCAAGGCCUACGAGCCUACGAAUGAGUGUCAAGGCCUACGAAUGAGUGUCAAGGCCUACAAGCGAGUGUCAAGGCUUACGAGCCUACGAGCGAGUGUCAAGGCCUACGAGCGAGUGUCAAGGCCUACGAGCGAGUGUCAAGGCCUACGAGUGAGUGUCAAGGCCUACGAGCGAGUGUCAAGGCCUACGAGCGAGUGUCAAGGCCUACGAGCGAGUGUCAAGGCCUACGAGCGAGUGUCAAGGCCUACGAGCGAGUGUCAAGGCCCACGAGCGAGUGUCAAGGCCUACGAGCCUACGAGCGAGUGUCAAGGCCUACGAGUGAGUGUCAAGGCCUACGAGCGAGUGUCAAGGCCUACGAGCGAGUGUCAAGGCCUACGAGCGAUUGUCAAGGCCUACGAGCCUACGAGCGAGUGUCAAGGCCUACGAGUGAGUGUCAAAGCCUACGAGCGAGUGUCAAGGCCUACGAGCGAGUGUCAAGGCCUACGAGCGAGUGUCAAGGCCUACGAGCCUACGAAUGAGUGUCAAGGCCUACGAGUGAGUGUCAAGGCCUACGAGCGAGUGUCAAGGCUUACGAGUGAGUGUCAAGGCCUACGAGUGAGUGUCAAGGCCUACGAGCGAGUGUCAAGGCCUACGGGCCUACGAGCGAGUGUCAAGGCCUACGAGCGAGUGUCAAGGCCUACGAAUGAGUGUCAAGGCCUACGAGUGAGUGUCAAGGCCUUCGAGCGAGUGUCAAGGCCCACGAGUGAGUGUCAAGGCCUACGAGCGAGUGUCAAGGCCUACGAGCCUACGAAUGAGUGUCAAGGCCUACGAAUGAGUGUCAAGGCCUACAAGCGAGUGUCAAGGCUUACGAGUGAGUGUCAAGGCCUACGAGCGAGUGUCAAGGCCUACGAGCGAGUGUCAAGGCCUACGAGCCUACGAGCGAGUGUCAAGGCCUACGAGCGAGUGUCAAGGCCUACGAGUGAGUGUCAAGGCCUACGAGCGAGUGUCAAGGCCUACGAGCGAGUGUCAAGGCCUACGAGCGAGUGUCAAAGCCUACGAGUGAGUGUCAAGGCCUACGAGCGAGUGUCAAGGCUUACGAGCCUACGGGUGAGUGUCAAGGCCUACGAGCGAGUGUCAAGGCCUACGAGCGAGUGUCAAGGCCUACGAGCGAGUGUCAAGGCCUACGAGCGAGUGUCAAGGCCUACGAAUGAGUGUCAAGGCCUACGAGCCUACGAGCGAGUGUCAAGGCCUACGAGUGAGUGUCAAAGCCUACGAGUGAGUGUCAAGGCCUACGAGCGAGUGUCAAGGCCUACGAAUGAGUGUCAAGGCCUACGAAUGAGUGUCAAGGCCUACAAGCGAGUGUCAAGGCUUACGAGCCUACGAGCGAGUGUCAAGGCCUACGAGCGAGUGUCAAGGCCUACGAGCGAGUGUCAAGGCCUACGAGUGAGUGUCAAGGCCUACGAGCGAGUGUCAAGGCUUACGAGUGAGUGUCAAGGCCUACGAGUGAGUGUCAAGGCCUACGAGCGAGUGUCAAGGCCUACGGGCCUACGAGCGAGUGUCAAGGCCUACGAGCGAGUGUCAAGGCCUACGAAUGAGUGUCAAGGCCUACGAGUGAGUGUCAAGGCCUACGAGCGAGUGUCAAGGCCUACGAGCGAGUGUCAAGGCCUACGAGCGAGUGUCAAGGCCUACGAGCGAGUGUCAAGGCCUACGAGCGAGUGUCAAGGCCUACGAGUGAGUGUCAAAGCCUACGAGCCAACGAGCGAGUGUCAAGGCCUACGAGCGAGUGUCAAGGCCUACGAGCGAGUGUCAAGGCUUACGAGCGAGUUUCAAGGCCUACGAGCGAGUGUCAAGGCCUACGAGCGAGUGUCAAGGCUUACGAGCGAGUGUCAAGGCUUACGUGUGAGUGUCAAGGCCUACGAGCGAGUUUCAAGGCCUACGAGCGAGUGUCAAGGCCUACGAGCGAGUGUCAAGGCUUACGAGCGAGUGUCAAGGCUUACGUGUGAGUGUCAAGGCCUACGAGCGAGUGUCAAGGCCUACGAGCGAGUGUCAAGGCCUACGAGCGAGUGUCAAGGCCUACGAAUGAGUGUCAAGGCCUACGAGCGAGUGUCAAGGCUUACGAGUGAGUGUCAAGGCUUACGAGUGAGUGUCAAGGCCUACGAGCGAGUGUCAAGGCCUACGAGCGAGUGUCAAGGCCUACGAGUGAGUGUCAAGGCCUACGAGCGAGUGUCAAGGCCUACGGGCCUACGAGUGAGUGUCAAGGCCUACGAGCGAGUGUCAAGGCCUACGAGCGAGUGUCAAGGCCUACGAGUGAGUGUCAAAGCCUACGAGCGAGUGUCAAGGCCUACGAGCGAGUGUCAAGGCCUACGAGCGAGUGUCAAGGCCUACGAGCGAGUGUCAAGGCCUACGAGUGAGUGUCAAGGCCUACGAGCGAGUGUCAAGGCCUACGAGCGAGUGUCAAGGCCUACGAGCGAGUGUCAAAGCCUACGAGCCUACGAGCGAGUGUCAAGGCUUACGAGUGAGUGUCAAGGCCUACGAGUGAGUGUCAAGGCCUACGAGCGAGUGUCAAGGCCUACGGGCCUACGAGCGAGUGUCAAGGCCUACGAGCGAGUGUCAAGGCCUACGAAUGAGUGUCAAGGCCUACGAGUGAGUGUCAAGGCCUACGAGCGAGUGUCAAGGCCCACGAGUGAGUGUCAAGGCCUACGAGCGAGUGUCAAGGCCUACGAGCCUACGAAUGAGUGUCAAGGCCUACGAAUGAGUGUCAAGGCCUACAAGCGAGUGUCAAGGCUUACGAGUGAGUGUCAAGGCCUACGAGCGAGUGUCAAGGCCUACGAGCGAGUGUCAAGGCCUACAAGCGAGUGUCAAGGCCUACGAGCGAGUGUCAAGGCCUACGAGCCUACGAGUGAGUGUCAAAGCCUACGAGCGAGUGUCAAGGCCUACGAGCGAGUGUCAAGGCCUACGAGCGAGUGUCAAAGCUUACGAGUGAGUGUCAAGGCCUACGAGCGAGUGUCAAGGCCUACGAAUGAGUGUCAAGGCCUACGAGCGAGUGUCAAGGCCUACAAGCGAGUGUCAAGGCUUACGAGCCUACGAGCGAGUGUCAAGGCCUACGAGCGAGUGUCAAGGCCUACGAGCGAGUGUCAAGGCCUACGAGUGAGUGUCAAGGCCUACGAGCGAGUGUCAAGGCUUACGAGCCUACGGGUGAGUGUCAAGGCCUACGAGCGAGUGUCAAGGCCUACGAGCGAGUGUCAAGGCCUACGAGCGAGUGUCAAGGCCUACGAGCGAGUGUCAAGGCCUACGAAUGAGUGUCAAGGCCUACGAGUGAGUGUCAAGGCCUACGAGCGAGUGUCAAGGCCCACGAGUGAGUGUCAAGGCCUACGAGUGAGUGUCAAGGCCUACGAGCGAGUGUCAAGGCCUACGAGCGAGUGUCAAGGCCUACGAGCGAGUGUCAAGGCCUACGAGCGAGUGUCAAGGCCUACGAGCGAGUGUCAAGGCUUACGAGUGAGUGUCAAGGCCUACGAGCGAGUGUCAAGGCCUACGAGCGAGUGUCAAGGCCUACGAGCGAGUGUCAAGGCUUACGAGCCUACGAGCGAGUGUCAAGGCCUACGAGCGAGUGUCAAGGCUUACGAGCGAGUGUCAAGGCUUACGUGUGAGUGUCAAGGCCUACGAGCGAGUGUCAAGGCCUACGAGCGAGUGUCAAGGCCUACGAGCGAGUGUCAAGGCCUACGAAUGAGUGUCAAGGCCUACGAGCGAGUGUCAAGGCUUACGAGCCUACGAGCGAGUGUCAAGGCCUACGAGCGAGUGUCAAGGCUUACGAGCGAGUGUCAAGGCUUACGAGUGAGUGUCAAGGCCUACGAGCGAGUGUCAAGGCCUACGAGCGAGUGUCAAGGCUUACGAGCGAGUGUCAAGGCUUACGAGCCUACGAGCGAGUGUCAAGGCCUACGAAUGAGUGUCAAGGCCUACGAGCGAGUGUCAAGGCUUACGAGCCUACGAGCGAGUGUCAAGACUUACGAGCGAGUGUCAAGGCUUACGAGUGAGUGUCAAGACCUACGAGCGAGUGUCAAGGCCUACGAGCGAGUGUCAAGGCCUACGAGCGAGUGUCAAGGCCUACGAAUGAGUGUCAAGGCCUACGAGCCUACGAGCGAGUGUCAAGGCCUACGAGCGAGUGUCAAGGCCUACGAGCGAGUGUCAAGGCUUACGAGUGAGUGUCAAGGCCUACGAGCGAGUGUCAAGGCCUACGAGCGAGUGUCAAGGCUUACGAGCGAGUGUCAAGGCUUACGAGCCUACGAGCGAGUGUCAAGGCCUACGAAUGAGUGUCAAGGCCUACGAGCGAGUGUCAAGGCUUACGAGCCUACGAGCGAGUGUCAAGGCCUACGAGCGAGUGUCAAGGCUUACGAGCGAGUGUCAAGGCUUACGAGUGAGUGUCAAGGCCUACGAGCGAGUGUCAAGGCCUACGAGCGAGUGUCAAGGCCUACGAGCGAGUGUCAAGGCCUACGAAUGAGUGUCAAGGCCUACGAGCGAGUGUCAAGGCUUACGAGUGAGUGUCAAGGCUUACGAGUGAGUGUCAAGGCCUACGAGCCUACGAGCGAGUGUCAAGGCCUACGGGUGAGUGUCAAGGCCUACGAGCGAGUGUCAAGGCCUACGAGCGAGUGUCAAGGCCUACGAGCGAGUGUCAAGGCCUACGAGCGAGUGUCAAGGCCUACGAAUGAGUGUCAAGGCCUACGAGUGAGUGUCAAGGCCUACGAGCGAGUGUCAAGGCCCACGAGUGAGUGUCAAGGCCUACGAGCGAGUGUCAAGGCCUACGAGCCUACGAGCGAGUGUCAAGGCCUACGAGCGAGUGUCAAGGCUUACGAGCGAGUGUCAAGGCUUACGUGUGAGUGUCAAGGCCUACGAGCGAGUGUCAAGGCCUACGAGCGAGUGUCAAGGCCUACGAGCGAGUGUCAAGGCCUACGAAUGAGUGUCAAGGCCUACGAGCGAGUGUCAAGGCUUACGAGCCUACGAGCGAGUGUCAAGGCCUACGAGCGAGUGUCAAGGCUUACGAGCGAGUGUCAAGGCUUACGAGUGAGUGUCAAGGCCUACGAGCGAGUGUCAAGGCCUACGAGCGAGUGUCAAGGCUUACGAGCGAGUGUCAAGGCUUACGAGCCUACGAGCGAGUGUCAAGGCCUACGAAUGAGUGUCAAGGCCUACGAGCGAGUGUCAAGGCUUACGAGCCUACGAGCGAGUGUCAAGACUUACGAGCGAGUGUCAAGGCUUACGAGUGAGUGUCAAGACCUACGAGCGAGUGUCAAGGCCUACGAGCGAGUGUCAAGGCCUACGAGCGAGUGUCAAGGCCUACGAAUGAGUGUCAAGGCCUACGAGCCUACGAGCGAGUGUCAAGGCCUACGAGCGAGUGUCAAGGCCUACGAGCGAGUGUCAAGGCCUACGAGCGAGUGUCAAGGCUUACGAGUGAGUGUCAAGGCCUACGAGCGAGUGUCAAGGCCUACGAGCGAGUGUCAAGGCUUACGAGCGAGUGUCAAGGCUUACGAGCCUACGAGCGAGUGUCAAGGCCUACGAAUGAGUGUCAAGGCCUACGAGCGAGUGUCAAGGCUUACGAGUGAGUGUCAAGGCUUACGAGUGAGUGUCAAGGCCUACGAGCGAGUUUCAAGGCCUACGAGCGAGUGUCAAGGCCUACGAGCGAGUGUCAAGGCUUACGAGCGAGUGUCAAGGCUUACGAGUGAGUGUCAAGGCCUACGAGCGAGUGUCAAGGCCUACGAGCGAGUGUCAAGGCCUACGAGCGAGUGUCAAGGCCUACGAAUGAGUGUCAAGGCCUACGAGCGAGUGUCAAGGCUUACGAGUGAGUGUCAAGGCUUACGAGUGAGUGUCAAGGCCUACGAGCCUACGAGCGAGUGUCAAGGCCUACGGGUGAGUGUCAAGGCCUACGAGCGAGUGUCAAGGCCUACGAGCGAGUGUCAAGGCCUACGAGCGAGUGUCAAGGCCUACGAGCGAGUGUCAAGGCCUACGAAUGAGUGUCAAGGCCUACGAGCCUACGAGCGAGUGUCAAGGCCUACGAGUGAGUGUCAAAGCCUACGAGUGAGUGUCAAGGCCUACGAGCGAGUGUCAAGGCCUACGAAUGAGUGUCAAGGCCUACGAAUGAGUGUCAAGGCCUACAAGCGAGUGUCAAGGCUUACGAGCCUACGAGCGAGUGUCAAGGCCUACGAGCGAGUGUCAAGGCCUACGAGUGAGUGUCAAGGCCUACGAGCGAGUGUCAAGGCUUACGAGCCUACGGGUGAGUGUCAAGGCCUACGAGCGAGUGUCAAGGCCUACGAGCGAGUGUCAAGGCCUACGAGCGAGUGUCAAGGCCUACGAGUGAGUGUCAAGGCCUACGAGCGAGUGUCAAGGCCUACGAGCGAGUGUCAAGGCCUACGAGUGAGUGUCAAGGCCUACGAGCGAGUGUCAAGGCUUACGAGCCUACGGGUGAGUGUCAAGGCCUACGAGCGAGUGUCAAGGCCUACGAGCGAGUGUCAAGGCCUACGAGCGAGUGUCAAGGCCUACGAGCGAGUGUCAAGGCCUACGAAUGAGUGUCAAGGCCUACGAGUGAGUGUCAAGGCCUACGAGCGAGUGUCAAGGCCCACGAGCCUACGAGCGAGUGUCAAGGCCUACGAGCGAGUGUCAAGGCCUACGAGCGAGUGUCAAGGCUUACGAGUGAGUGUCAAGGCCUACGAGCGAGUGUCAAGGCCUACGAGCGAGUGUCAAGGCUUACGAGCGAGUGUCAAGGCUUACGAGCCUACGAGCGAGUGUCAAGGCCUACGAAAGAGUGUCAAGGCCUACGAGCGAGUGUCAAGGCUUACGAGUGAGUGUCAAGGCUUACGAGUGAGUGUCAAGGCCUACGAGCGAGUUUCAAGGCCUACGAGCGAGUGUCAAGGCCUACGAGCGAGUGUCAAGGCUUACGAGCGAGUGUCAAGGCUUACGAGUGAGUGUCAAGGCCUACGAGCGAGUGUCAAGGCCUACGAGCGAGUGUCAAGGCCUACGAGCGAGUGUCAAGGCCUACGAAUGAGUGUCAAGGCCUACGAGCGAGUGUCAAGGCUUACGAGCCUACGAGCGAGUGUCAAGGCCUACGAGCGAGUGUCAAGGCUUACGAGCCUACGAGCGAGUGUCAAGGCCUACGAGCGAGUGUCAAGGCCUACGAGCGAGUGUCAAGGCCUACGAGCGAGUGUCAAGGCCUACGAGCGAGUGUCAAGGCCUACGAGCGAGUGUCAAGGCUUACGAGUGAGUGUCAAGGCCUACGAGCGAGCGUCAAGGCCUACGAGCGAGUGUCAAGGCCUACGAGCGAGUGUCAAGGCCUACGAGCGAGUGUCAAGGCCUACGAGCGAGUGUCAAGGCCUACGAGCGAGUGUCAAGGCCUACGAGCGAGUGUCAAGGCUUACGAGUGAGUGUCAAGGCCUACGAGCGAGUGUCAAGGCCUACGAUCGAGUGUCAAGGCCUACGAGCGAGUGUCAAGGCCUACGAGCGAGUGUCAAGGCCUACGAGCGAGUGUCAAGGCCUACGAAUGAGUGUCAAGGCCUACGAGUGAGUGUCAAGGCCUACGAGCGAGUGUCAAGGCCCACGAGUGAGUGUCAAGGCCUACGAGUGAGUGUCAAGGCCUACGAGCGAGUGUCAAGGCCUACGAGCGAGUGUCAAGGCCUACGAGCGAGUGUCAAGGCCUACGAGCGAGUGUCAAGGCCUACGAGCGAGUGUCAAGGCUUACGAGUGAGUGUCAAGGCCUACGAGCGAGUGUCAAGGCCCACGAGUGAGUGUCAAGGCCUACGAGUGAGUGUCAAGGCCUACGAGCGAGUGUCAAGGCCUACGAAUGAGUGUCAAGGCCUACGAAUGAGUGUCAAGGCCUACAAGCGAGUGUCAAGGCUUACGAGCCUACGAGCGAGUGUCAAGGCCUACGAGCGAGUGUCAAGGCCUACGAGUGAGUGUCAAGGCCUACGAGCGAGUGUCAAGGCUUACGAGCCUACGGGUGAGUGUCAAGGCCUACGAGCGAGUGUCAAGGCCUACGAGCGAGUGUCAAGGCCUACGAGCGAGUGUCAAGGCCUACGAGUGAGUGUCAAGGCCUACGAGCGAGUGUCAAGGCCUACGAGCGAGUGUCAAGGCCUACGAGUGAGUGUCAAGGCCUACGAGCGAGUGUCAAGGCUUACGAGCCUACGGGUGAGUGUCAAGGCCUACGAGCGAGUGUCAAGGCCUACGAGCGAGUGUCAAGGCCUACGAGCGAGUGUCAAGGCCUACGAGCGAGUGUCAAGGCCUACGAAUGAGUGUCAAGGCCUACGAGUGAGUGUCAAGGCCUACGAGCGAGUGUCAAGGCCCACGAGCCUACGAGCGAGUGUCAAGGCCUACGAGCGAGUUUCAAGGCCUACGAGCGAGUGUCAAGGCCUACGAGCGAGUGUCAAGGCUUACGAGCGAGUGUCAAGGCUUACGAGUGAGUGUCAAGGCCUACGAGCGAGUGUCAAGGCCUACGAGCGAGUGUCAAGGCCUACGAGCGAGUGUCAAGGCCUACGAAUGAGUGUCAAGGCCUACGAGCGAGUGUCAAGGCUUACGAGCCUACGAGCGAGUGUCAAGGCCUACGAGCGAGUGUCAAGGCUUACAAGCCUACGAGCGAGUGUCAAGGCCUACGAGCGAGUGUCAAGGCCUACGAGCGAGUGUCAAGGCCUACGAGCGAGUGUCAAGGCCUACGAGCGAGUGUCAAGGCCUACGAGCGAGUGUCAAGGCUUACGAGUGAGUGUCAAGGCCUACGAGCGAGCGUCAAGGCCUACGAGCGAGUGUCAAGGCCUACGAGCGAGUGUCAAGGCCUACGAGCGAGUGUCAAGGCCUACGAGCGAGUGUCAAGGCCUACGAGCGAGUGUCAAGGCCUACGAGCGAGUGUCAAGGCUUACGAGUGAGUGUCAAGGCCUACGAGCGAGUGUCAAGGCCUACGAGCGAGUGUCAAGGCCUACGAGCGAGUGUCAAGGCCUACGAAUGAGUGUCAAGGCCUACGAGCGAGUGUCAAGGCUUACGAGCCUACGAGCGAGUGUCAAGGCCUACGAGCGAGUGUCAAGGCCUACGAGCGAGUGUCAAGGCCUACGAGCGAGUGUCAAGGCCUACGAGCGAGUGUCAAGGCCUACGAGUGAGUGUCAAGGCCUACGAGCGAGUGUCAAGGCCUACGAGCGAGUGUCAAGGCCUACGAGCGAGUGUCAAGGCCUACGAGCGAGUGUCAAGGCCUACGAGCGAGUGUCAAGGCUUACGAGUGAGUGUCAAGGCCUACGAGCGAGUGUCAAGGCCUACGAGCGAGUGUCGAGGCCUACGAGCGAGUGUCAAGGCCUACGAGCGAGUGUCAAGGCCUACGAGCGAGUGUCAAGGCCUACGAGCGAGUGUCAAGGCCUACGAAUGAGUGUCAAGGCCUACGAGCGAGUGUCAAAGCCUACGAGCGAGUGUCAAAGCCUACGAGCGAGUGUCAAGGCCUACGAGCGAGUGUCAAGGCCUACGAGCGAGUGUCAAGGCCUACGAGUGAGUGUCAAAGCCUACGAGCGAGUGUCAAGGCCUACGAGCCUACGAGCGAGUGUCAAGGCCUACGAGCGAGUGUCAAGGCCUACGAGCGAGUGUCAAGGCCUACGAGUGAGUGUCAAGGCCUACGAGCGAGUGUCAAGGCCUACGAGCGAGUGUCAAGGCCUACGAGCGAGUGUCAAGGCCUACGAGCGAGUGUCAAGGCUUACGAGUGAGUGUCAAGGCCUACGAGCGAGUGUCAAGGCCUACGAGCGAGUGUCAAGGCCUACGAGCGAGUGUCAAGGCCUACGAGCGAGUGUCAAGGCCUACGAGCGAGUGUCAAGGCUUACGAGUGAGUGUCAAGGCCUACGAGCGAGUGUCAAGGCCUACGAGCGAGUGUCGAGGCCUACGAGCGAGUGUCAAGGCCUACGAGCGAGUGUCAAGGCCUACGAGCGAGUGUCAAGGCCUACGAAUGAGUGUCAAGGCCUACGAGCGAGUGUCAAAGCCUACGAGCGAGUGUCAAAGCCUACGAGCGAGUGUCAAGGCCUACGAGCGAGUGUCAAGGCCUACGAGCGAGUGUCAAGGCCUACGAGCGAGUGUCAAGGCCUACGAGCCUACGAGCGAGUGUCAAGGCCUACGAGCGAGUGUCAAGGCCUACGAGCGAUUGUCAAGGCCUACGAGCGAGUGUCAAGGCCUACGAAUGAGUGUCAAGGCCUACGAGUGAGUGUCAAGGCCUACGAGCCUACGAGCGAGUGUCAAGGCCUACGGGUGAGCGUCAAGGCCUACGAGCGAGUGUCAAGGCCUACGAGCGAGUGUCAAGGCCUACGAGCGAGUGUCAAGGCCUAUGAGCGAGUGUCAAGGCCUACGAAUGAGUGUCAAGGCCUACGAGUGAGUGUCAAGGCCUACGAGCGAGUGUCAAGGCCCACGAGCCUACGAGCGAGUGUCAAGGCCUACGAGCGAGUGUCAAGGCCUACGAGUGAGUGUCAAGGCCUACGAGCGAGUGUCAAGGCCUACGAGCGAGUGUCAAGGCCUACGAGCGAGUGUCAAGGCCUACGAAUGAGUGUCAAGGCCUACGAGCGAGUGUCAAGGCUUACGAGCCUACGAGCGAGUGUCAAGGCCUACGAGCGAGUGUCAAGGCUUACGAGCCUACGAGCGAGUGUCAAGGCCUACGAGCGAGUGUCAAGGCCUACGAGCGAGUGUCAAGGCCUACGAGCGAGUGUCAAGGCCUACGAGCGAGUGUCAAGGCCUACGAGCGAGUGUCAAGGCUUACGAGCCUACGAGCGAGUGUCAAGGCCUACGAGCGAGUGUCAAGGCCUACGAGCGAGUGUCAAGGCCUACGAGCGAGUGUCAAGGCUUACGAGUGAGUGUCAAGGCCUACGAGCGAGUGUCAAGGCCUACGAGCGAGUGUCAAGGCCUACGAGCGAGUGUCAAGGCCUACGAAUGAGUGUCAAGGCCUACGAGCGAGUGUCAAGGCUUACGAGCCUACGAGCGAGUGUCAAGGCCUACGAGCGAGUGUCAAGGCCUACGAGCGAGUGUCAAGGCCUACGAGCGAGUGUCAAGGCCUACGAGCGAGUGUCAAGGCUUACGAGUGAGUGUCAAGGCCUACGAGCGAGUGUCAAGGCCUACGAGCGAGUGUCGAGGCCUACGAGCGAGUGUCAAGGCCUACGAGCGAGUGUCAAGGCCUACGAGCGAGUGUCAAGGCCUACGAGCGAGUGUCAAGGCCUACGAAUGAGUGUCAAUGCCUACGAGCGAGUGUCAAAGCCUACGAGCGAGUGUCAAAGCCUACGAGCGAGUGUCAAGGCCUACGAGCGAGUGUCAAGGCCUACGAGCGAGUGUCAAGGCCUACGAGCGAGUGUCAAGGCCUACGGGCCUACGAGCGAGUGUCAAGGCCCACGAGUGAGUGUCAAGGCCUACGAGCGAGUGUCAAGGCCUACGAGUGAGUGUCAAAGCCUACGAGUGAGUGUCAAGGCCUACGAGCGAGUGUCAAGGCCUACGAAUGAGUGUCAAGGCCUACGAAUGAGUGUCAAGGCCUACAAGCGAGUGUCAAGGCUUACGAGCCUACGAGCGAGUGUCAAGGCCUACGAGCGAGUGUCAAGGCCUACGAGCGAGUGUCAAGGCCUACGAGCGAGUGUCAAGGCCUACGAGCGAGUGUCAAGGCUUACGAGUGAGUGUCAAGGCCUACGAGCGAGUGUCAAGGCCUACGAGCGAGUGUCAAGGCCUACGAGUGAGUGUCAAAGCCUACGAGUGAGUGUCAAGGCCUACGAGCGAGUGUCAAGGCCUACGAAUGAGUGUCAAGGCCUACGAAUGAGUGUCAAGGCCUACAAGCGAGUGUCAAGGCUUACGAGCCUACGAGCGAGUGUCAAGGCCUACGAGCGAGUGUCAAGGCCUACGAGCGAGUGUCAAGGCCUACGAGCGAGUGUCAAGGCCUACGAGCGAGUGUCAAGGCUUACGAGCCUACGAGCGAGUGUCAAGGCCUACGAGCGAGUGUCGAGGCCUACGAGCGAGUGUCAAGGCCUACGAGCGAGUGUCAAGGCCUACGAGCGAGUGUCAAGGCCUACGAGCGAGUGUCAAGGCCUACGAAUGAGUGUCAAUGCCUACGAGCGAGUGUCAAGGCCUAUGAGCGAGUGUCAAGGCCUACGAAUGAGUGUCAAGGCCUACGAGCCUACGAGCGAGUGUCAAGGCCUACGAGUGAGUGUCAAAGCCUACGAGCCUACGAGUGAGUGUCAAGGCCUACGAGCGAGUGUCAAGGCCUACGAGCGAGUGUCAAGGCCUACGAGUGAGUGUCAAGGCCUACGAGCGAGUGUCAAGGCCUACGAGCGAGUGUCAAGGCCUACGAGCGAGUGUCAAGGCCUACGAAUGAGUGUCAAGGCCUACGAGCGAGUGUCAAGGCUUACGAGCCUACGAGCGAGUGUCAAGGCCUACGAGCGAGUGUCAAGGCUUACGAGCCUACGAGCGAGUGUCAAGGCCUACGAGCGAGUGUCAAGGCCUACGAGCGAGUGUCAAGGCCUACGAGCGAGUGUCAAGGCCUACGAGCGAGUGUCAAGGCCUACGAGCGAGUGUCAAGGCUUACGAGCCUACGAGCGAGUGUCAAGGCCUACGAGCGAGUGUCAAGGCCUACGAGCGAGUGUCAAGGCCUACGAGCGAGUGUCAAGGCUUACGAGUGAGUGUCAAGGCCUACGAGCGAGUGUCAAGGCCUACGAGCGAGUGUCAAGGCCUACGAGCGAGUGUCAAGGCCUACGAAUGAGUGUCAAGGCCUACGAGCGAGUGUCAAGGCUUACGAGCCUACGAGCGAGUGUCAAGGCCUACGAGCGAGUGUCAAGGCCUACGAGCGAGUGUCAAGGCCUACGAGCGAGUGUCAAGGCCUACGAGCGAGUGUCAAGGCUUACGAGUGAGUGUCAAGGCCUACGAGCGAGUGUCAAGGCCUACGAGCGAGUGUCGAGGCCUACGAGCGAGUGUCAAGGCCUACGAGCGAGUGUCAAGGCCUACGAGCGAGUGUCAAGGCCUACGAGCGAGUGUCAAGGCCUACGAAUGAGUGUCAAUGCCUACGAGCGAGUGUCAAAGCCUACGAGCGAGUGUCAAAGCCUACGAGCGAGUGUCAAGGCCUACGAGCGAGUGUCAAGGCCUACGAGCGAGUGUCAAGGCCUACGAGCGAGUGUCAAGGCCCACGAGCGAGUGUCAAGGCCUACGAGCCUACGAGCGAGUGUCAAGGCCUACGAGCGAGUGUCAAGGCCUACGAGCGAGUGUCAAGGUUUACGAGCGAGUGUCAAGGCCUACGAGCGAGUGUCAAGGCCUACGAAUGAGUGUCAAGGCCUACGAGCCUACGAGCGAGUGUCAAGGCCUACGAGUGAGUGUCAAAGCCUACGAGUGAGUGUCAAGGCCUACGAGCGAGUGUCAAAACCUACGAAUGAGUGUCAAGGCCUACGAAUGAGUGUCAAGGCCUACAAGCGAGUGUCAAGGCUUACGAGCCUACGAGCGAGUGUCAAGGCCUACGAGCGAGUGUCAAGGCCUACGAGCGAGUGUCAAGGCCUACGAGCGAGUGUCAAGGCCUACGAGCGAGUGUCAAGGCUUACGAGUGAGUGUCAAGGCCUACGAGCGAGUGUCAAGGCCUACGAGCGAGUGUCAAGGCUUACGAGCGAGUGUCAAGGCUUACGAGUGAGUGUCAAGGCCUACGAGCGAGUGUCAAGGCCUACGAAUGAGUGUCAAGGCCUACGAGUGAGUGUCAAGGCCUACGAGCGAGUGUCAAGGCCCACGAGUGAGUGUCAAGGCCUACGAGCGAGUGUCAAGGCCUACGAGCCUACGAGCGAGUGUCAAGGCUUACGAGUGAGUGUCAAGGCCUACGAGCGAGUGUCAAGGCCUACGAGUGAGUGUCAAGGCCUACGAGCGAGUGUCAAGGCCUACGAGCGAGUGUCAAGGCCUACGAGCGAGUGUCAAGGCCUACGAGUGAGUGUCAAGGCCUACGAGCGAGUGUCAAGGCUUACGAGCCUACGGGUGAGUGUCAAGGCCUACGAGCGAGUGUCAAGGCCUACGAGCGAGUGUCAAGGCCUACGAGCGAGUGUCAAGGCCUACGAGCGAGUGUCAAGGCCUACGAAUGAGUGUCAAGGCCUACGAGCCUACGAGCGAGUGUCAAGGCCUACGAGUGAGUGUCAAAGCCUACGAGUGAGUGUCAAGGCCUACGAGCGAGUGUCAAGGCCUACGAAUGAGUGUCAAGGCCUACGAAUGAGUGUCAAGGCCUACAAGCGAGUGUCAAGGCUUACGAGCCUACGAGCGAGUGUCAAGGCCUACGAGCGAGUGUCAAGGCCUACGAGCGAGUGUCAAGGCCUACGAGCGAGUGUCAAGGCCUACGAGCGAGUGUCAAGGCUUACGAGUGAGUGUCAAGGCCUACGAGCGAGUGUCAAGGCCUACGAGCGAGUGUCAAGGCCUACGAGUGAGUGUCAAAGCCUACGAGUGAGUGUCAAGGCCUACGAGCGAGUGUCAAGGCCUACGAAUGAGUGUCAAGGCCUACGAAUGAGUGUCAAGGCCUACAAGCGAGUGUCAAGGCUUACGAGCCUACGAGCGAGUGUCAAGGCCUACGAGCGAGUGUCAAGGCCUACGAGCGAGUGUCAAGGCCUACGAGCGAGUGUCAAGGCCUACGAGCGAGUGUCAAGGCUUACGAGUGAGUGUCAAGGCCUACGAGCGAGUGUCAAGGCCUACGAGCGAGUGUCAAGGCUUACGAGCGAGUGUCAAGGCUUACGAGUGAGUGUCAAGGCCUACGAGCGAGUGUCAAGGCCUACGAAUGAGUGUCAAGGCCUACGAGUGAGUGUCAAGGCCUACGAGCGAGUGUCAAGGCCCACGAGUGAGUGUCAAGGCCUACGAGCGAGUGUCAAGGCCUACGAGCCUACGAGCGAGUGUCAAGGCUUACGAGUGAGUGUCAAGGCCUACGAGCGAGUGUCAAGGCCUACGAGUGAGUGUCAAGGCCUACGAGCGAGUGUCAAGGCCUACGAGCGAGUGUCAAGGCCUACGAGCGAGUGUCAAGGCCUACGAGUGAGUGUCAAGGCCUACGAGCGAGUGUCAAGGCUUACGAGUGAUUGUCAAGGCCUACGAGUGAGUGUCAAGGCCUACGAGCGAGUGUCAAGGCCUACGGGCCUACGAGCGAGUGUCAAGGCCUACGAGCGAGUGUCAAGGCCUACGAAUGAGUGUCAAGGCCUACGAGUGAGUGUCAAGGCCUACGAGCGAGUGUCAAGGCCCACGAGUGAGUGUCAAGGCCUACGAGCGAGUGUCAAGGCCUACGAGCCUACGAAUGAGUGUCAAGGCCUACGAAUGAGUGUCAAGGCCUACAAGCGAGUGUCAAGGCUUACGAGCCUACGAGCGAGUGUCAAGGCCUACGAGCGAGUGUCAAGGCCUACGAGCGAGUGUCAAGGCCUACGAGCGAGUGUCAAGGCCUACGAGCGAGUGUCAAGGCUUACGAGUGAGUGUCAAGGCCUACGAGCGAGUGUCAAGGCCUACGAGCGAGUGUCAAGGCUUACGAGCGAGUGUCAAGGCUUACGAGUGAGUGUCAAGGCCUACGAGCGAGUGUCAAGGCCUACGAAUGAGUGUCAAGGCCUACGAGUGAGUGUCAAGGCCUACGAGCGAGUGUCAAGGCCCACGAGUGAGUGUCAAGGCCUACGAGCGAGUGUCAAGGCCUACGAGCCUACGAGCGAGUGUCAAGGCUUACGAGUGAGUGUCAAGGCCUACGAGCGAGUGUCAAGGCCUACGAGCGAGUGUCAAGGCUUACGAGCGAGUGUCAAGGCUUACGAGCCUACGAGCGAGUGUCAAGGCCUACGAAUGAGUGUCAAGGCCUACGAGCGAGUGUCAAGGCUUACGAGUGAGUGUCAAGGCUUACGAGUGAGUGUCAAGGCCUACGAGCGAGUGUCAAGGCCUACGAGCGAGUGUCAAGGCUUACGAGCUUACGAGCGAGUGUCAAGGCUUACGAGUGAGUGUCAAGGCCUACGAGCGAGUGUCAAGGCCUACGAGCGAGUGUCAAGGCCUACGAGCGAGUGUCAAGGCCUACGAAUGAGUGUCAAGGCCUACGAGCGAGUGUCAAGGCUUACGAGCCUACGAGCGAGUGUCAAGGCCUACGAGCGAGUGUCAAGGCCUACGAGCGAGUGUCAAGGCCUACGAAUGAGUGUCAAGGCCUACGAGCGAGUGUCAAGGCCCACGAGUGAGUGUCAAGGCCUACGAGCGAGUGUCAAGGCCUACGAGCCUACGAAUGAGUGUCAAGGCCUACGAAUGAGUGUCAAGGCCUACAAGCGAGUGUCAAGGCUUACGAGCCUACGAGCGAGUGUCAAGGCCUACGAGCGAGUGUCAAGGCCUACGAGCGAGUGUCAAGGCCUACGAGUGAGUGUCAAGGCCUACGAGCGAGUGUCAAGGCUUACGAGCCUACGGGUGAGUGUCAAGGCCUACGAGCGAGUGUCAAGGCCUACGAGCGAGUGUCAAGGCCUACGAGCGAGUGUCAAGGCCUACGAGCGAGUGUCAAGGCCUACGAAUGAGUGUCAAGGCCUACGAGCCUACGAGCGAGUGUCAAGGCCUACGAGUGAGUGUCAAAGCCUACGAGUGAGUGUCAAGGCCUACGAGCGAGUGUCAAGGCCUACGAAUGAGUGUCAAGGCCUACGAAUGAGUGUCAAGGCCUACAAGCGAGUGUCAAGGCUUACGAGCCUACGAGCGAGUGUCAAGGCCUACGAGCGAGUGUCAAGGCCUACGAGCGAGUGUCAAGGCCUACGAGCGAGUGUCAAGGCCUACGAGCGAGUGUCAAGGCUUACGAGCCUACGAGCGAGUUUCAAGGCCUACGAGCGAGUGUCAAGGCCUACGAGCGAGUGUCAAGGCCUACGAAUGAGUGUCAAGGCCUACGAGCGAGUGUCAAGGCUUACGAGCCUACGAGCGAGUGUCAAGGCCUACGAGCGAGUGUCAAGGCUUACGAGCGAGUGUCAAGGCUUACGAGUGAGUGUCAAGGCCUACGAGCGAGUGUCAAGGCCUACGAGCGAGUGUCAAGGCCUACGAGCGAGUGUCAAGGCCUACGAGCGAGUGUCAAGGCCUACGAAUGAGUGUCAAGGCCUACGAGCGAGUGUCAAGGCUUACGAGCCUAAGAGCGAGUGUCAAGGCCUACGAGCGAGUGUCAAGGCCUACGAGCGAGUGUCAAGGCCUACGAGCGAGUGUCAAGGCCUACGAGCGAGUGUCAAGGCUUACGAGCCUACGAGCGAGUGUCAAGGCCUACGGGUGAGUGUCAAGGCCUACGAGCGAGUGUCAAGGCCUACGAGCGAGUGUCAAGGCCUACGAGCGAGUGUCAAGGCCUACGAGCGAGUGUCAAGGCCUACGAAUGAGUGUCAAGGCCUACGAGCCUACGAGCGAGUGUCAAGGCCUACGAGUGAGUGUCAAAGCCUACGAGUGAGUGUCAAGGCCUACGAGCGAGUGUCAAGGCCUACGAAUGAGUGUCAAGGCCUACGAAUGAGUGUCAAGGCCUACAAGCGAGUGUCAAGGCUUACGAGCCUACGAGCGAGUGUCAAGGCCUACGAGCGAGUGUCAAGGCCUACGAGCGAGUGUCAAGGCCUACGAGCGAGUGUCAAGGCCUACGAGCGAGUGUCAAGGCUUACGAGUGAGUGUCAAGGCCUACGAGCGAGUGUCAAGGCCUACGAGCGAGUGUCAAGGCUUACGAGCGAGUGUCAAGGCUUACGAGCCUACGAGCGAGUGUCAAGGCCUACGAAUGAGUGUCAAGGCCUACGAGCGAGUGUCAAGGCUUACGAGCCUACGAGCGAGUGUCAAGGCUUACGAGUGAGUGUCAAGGCCUACGAGCGAGUGUCAAGGCCUACGAGCGAGUGUCAAGGCUUACGAGCGAGUGUCAAGGCUUACGAGCUUACGAGUGAGUGUCAAGGCCUAAGAGCGAGUGUCAAGGCCUACGAGCGAGUGUCAAGGCCUACGAGCGAGUGUCAAGGCUUACGAGCCUACGAGCGAGUGUCAAGGCCUACGAGCGAGUGUCAAGGCCUACGAGCGAGUGUCAAGGCCUACGAGCGAGUGUCAAGGCUUACGAGUGAGUGUCAAGGCCUACGAGCGAGUGUCAAGGCCUACGAGCGAGUGUCAAGGCCUACGAGCGAGUGUCAAGGCCUACGAAUGAGUGUCAAGGCCUACGAGCGAGUGUCAAGGCUUACGAGCUUACGAGUGAGUGUCAAGGCCUACGAGCGAGUGUCAAGGCCUACGAGUGAGUGUCAAAGCCUACGAGUGAGUGUCAAGGCCUACGAGCGAGUGUCAAGGCCUACGAAUGAGUGUCAAGGCCUACGAAUGAGUGUCAGGGCCUACAAGCGAGUGUCAAGGCUUACGAGCCUACGAGCGAGUGUCAAGGCCUACGAGCGAGUGUCAAGGCCUACGAGCGAGUGUCAAGGCCUACGAGGGAGUGUCAAGGCCUACGAGCGAGUGUCAAGGCUUACGAGUGAGUGUCAAGGCCUACGAGUGAGUGUCAAGGCCUACGAGCGAGUGUCAAGGCCUACGGGCCUACGAGCGAGUGUCAAGGCCUACGAGCGAGUGUCAAGGCCUACGAGUGAGUGUCAAGGCCUACGAGCGAGUGUCAAGGCCUACGAGCGAGUGUCAAGGCCUACGAGCGAUUGUCAAGGCCUACGAGCCUACGAGCGAGUGUCAAGGCCUACGAGUGAGUGUCAAAGCCUACGAGCGAGUGUCAAGGCCUACGAGCGAGUGUCAAGGCCUACGGGUGAGUGUCAAGGCCUACGAGCGAGUGUCAAGGCCUACGAGCGAGUGUCAAGGCCUACGAGCGAGUGUCAAGGCCUACGAGCGAGUGUCAAGGCCUACGAGCGAGUGUCAAGGCCUACGAGCGAGUGUCAAGGCCUACGAAUGAGUGUCAAGGCCUACGAGCGAGUGUCAAGGCUUACGAGCCUACGAGCGAGUGUCAAGGCCUACGAGCGAGUGUCAAGGCUUACGAGCCUACGAGCGAGUGUCAAGGCCUACGAGCGAGUGUCAAGGCCUACGAGCGAGUGUCAAGGCCUACGAGCGAGUGUCAAGGCUUACGAGCCUACGAGCGAGUGUCAAGGCCUACGAAUGAGUGUCAAGGCCUACGAGCGAGUGUCAAGGCUUACGAGUGAGUGUCAAGGCCUACGAGCGAGUGUCAAGGCCUACGAGCGAGUGUCAAGGCUUACGAGUGAGUGUCAAGGCCUACGAGCGAGUGUCAAGGCCUACGAGCCUACGAGCGAGUGUCAAGGCCUACGAGUGAGUGUCAAGGCCUACGAGCGAGUGUCAAGGCCUACGAGCGAGUGUCAAGGCCUACGAGCGAGUGUCAAGGCCUACGAGGGAGUGUCAAGGCCUACGAGCGAGUGUCAAGGCUUACGAGUGAGUGUCAAGGCCUACGAGCCUACGAGCGAGUGUCAAGGCCUACGAGCGAGUGUCAAGGCCUACGAGCGAGUGUCAAGGCCUACGAGCGAGUGUCAAGGCCUACGAGUGAGUGUCAAGGCCUACGAGCGAGUGUCAAGGCCUACGAGCGAGUGUCAAGGCCUACGAGCGAUUGUCAAGGCCUACGAGCCUACGAGCGAGUGUCAAGGCCUACGAGUGAGUGUCAAAGCCUACGAGCGAGUGUCAAGGCCUACGAGCGAGUGUCAAGGCCUACGGGCCUACGAGCGAGUGUCAAGGCCUACGAAUGAGUGUCAAGGCCUACGAAUGAGUGUCAAGGCCUACAUGCGAGUGUCAAGGCUUACGAGCCUACGAGCGAGUGUCAAGGCCUACGAGCGAGUGUCAAAGCCUACGAGCGAGUGUCAAGGCCUACGAGCGAGUGUCAAGGCCUACGAGCGAGUGUCAAGGCCUACGAGCGAGUGUCAAGGCCUACGAGCGAGUGUCAAGGCUUACGAGCCUACGAGCGAGUGUCAAGGCCUACGAAUGAGUGUCAAGGCCUACGAGCGAGUGUCAAGGCUUACGAGCUUACGAGUGAGUGUCAAGGCCUACGAGCGAGUGUCAAGGCCUACGAGUGAGUGUCAAAGCCUACGAGUGAGUGUCAAGGCCUACGAGCGAGUGUCAAGGCCUACGAAUGAGUGUCAAGGCCUACGAAUGAGUGUCAAGGCCUACAAGCGAGUGUCAAGGCUUACGAGCCUACGAGCGAGUGUCAAGGCCUACGAGCGAGUGUCAAGGCCUACGAGCGAGUGUCAAGGCCUACGAGUGAGUGUCAAGGCCUACGAGCGAGUGUCAAGGCUUACGAGUGAGUGUCAAGGCCUACGAGUGAGUGUCAAGGCCUACGAGCGAGUGUCAAGGCCUACGGGCCUACGAGCGAGUGUCAAGGCCUACGAGCGAGUGUCAAGGCCUACGAGCGAGUGUCAAGGCCUACGAGCGAGUGUCAAGGCCUACGAGCGAGUGUCAAGGCCUACGAGUGAGUGUCAAGGCCUACGAGCGAGUGUCAAGGCCUACGAGCGAGUGUCAAGGCCUACGAGCGAUUGUCAAGGCCUACGAGCCUACGAGCGAGUGUCAAGGCCUACGAGUGAGUGUCAAAGCCUACGAGCGAGUGUCAAGGCCUACGAGCGAGUGUCAAGGCCUACGGGUGAGUGUCAAGGCCUACGAGCGAGUGUCAAGGCCUACGAGCGAGUGUCAAGGCCUACGAGCGAGUGUCAAGGCCUACGAGCGAGUGUCAAGGCCUACGAGCGAGUGUCAAGGCCUACGAAUGAGUGUCAAGGCCUACGAAUGAGUGUCAAGGCCUACGAGCGAGUGUCAAGGCUUACGAGCGAGUGUCAAGGCUUACGAGUGAGUGUCAAGGCCUACGAGCGAGUGUCAAGGCCUACGAAUGAGUAUCAAGGCCUACGAGUGAGUGUCAAGGCCUACGAGCGAGUGUCAAGGCCCACGAGUGAGUGUCAAGGCCUACGAGCGAGUGUCAAGGCCUACGAGCGAGUGUCAAGGCUUACGAGUGAGUGUCAAGGCCUACGAGCGAGUGUCAAGGCCUACGAGCGAGUGUCAAGGCUUACGAGUGAGUGUCAAGGCCUACGAGCGAGUGUCAAGGCCUACGAGCGAGUGUCAAGGCUUACGAGCGAGUGUCAAGGCUUACGAGCCUACGAGCGAGUGUCAAGGCCCACGAGUGAGUGUCAAGGCCUACGAGCGAGUGUCAAGGCCUACGAGCCUACGAGCGAGUGUCAAGGCUUACGAGUGAGUGUCAAGGCCUACGAGCGAGUGUCAAGGCCUACGAGCGAGUGUCAAGGCUUACGAGCGAGUGUCAAGGCUUACGAGCCUACGAGCGAGUGUCAAGGCCUACGAAUGAGUGUCAAGGCCUACGAGCGAGUGUCAAGGCUUACGAGUGAGUGUCAAGGCUUACGAGUGAGUGUCAAGGCCUACGAGCGAGUGUCAAGGCCUACGAGCGAGUGUCAAGGCUUACGAGCCUACGAGCGAGUGUCAAGGCCUACGAGCGAGUGUCAAGGCCUACGAAUGAGUGUCAAGGCCUACGAGCGAGUGUCAAGGCUUACGAGCCUACGGGUGAAUGUCAAGGCCUACGAGCGAGUGUCAAGGCCUACGAGCGAGUGUCAAGGCCUACGAGCGAGUGUCAAGGCCUACGAGCGAGUGUCAAGGCCUACGAAUGAGUGUCAAGGCCUACGAGCCUACGAGCGAGUGUCAAGGCCUACGAGUGAGUGUCAAAGCCUACGAGUGAGUGUCAAGGCCUACGAGCGAGUGUCAAGGCCUACGAAUGAGUGUCAAGGCCUACGAAUGAGUGUCAAGGCCUACAAGCGAGUGUCAAGGCUUACGAGCCUACGAGCGAGUGUCAAGGCCUACGAGCGAGUGUCAAGGCCUACGAGCGAGUGUCAAGGCCUACGAGUGAGUGUCAAGGCCUACGAGCGAGUGUCAAGGCUUACGAGCCUACGGGUGAGUGUCAAGGCCUACGAGCGAGUGUCAAGGCCUACGAGCGAGUGUCAAGGCCUACGAGCGAGUGUCAAGGCCUACGAGCGAGUGUCAAGGCCUACGAAUGAGUGUCAAGGCCUACGAGCCUACGAGCGAGUGUCAAGGCCUACGAGUGAGUGUCAAAGCCUACGAGUGAGUGUCAAGGCCUACGAGCGAGUGUCAAGGCCUACGAAUGAGUGUCAAGGCCUACGAAUGAGUGUCAAGGCCUACAAGCGAGGUGUCAAGGCUUACGAGCCUACGAGCGAGUGUCAAGGCCUACGAGCGAGUGUCAAGGCCUACGAGCGAGUGUCAAGGCCUACGAGCGAGUGUCAAGGCCCUACGAGCGAGUGUCAAGGCUUACGAGCUUACGAGCGAGUGUCAAGGCUUACGAGUGAGUGUCAAGGCCUACGAGCGAGUUUCAAGGCCUACGAGCGAGUGUCAAGGCCUACGAGCGAGUGUCAAGGCCUACGAAUGAGUGUCAAGGCCUACGAGCGAGUGGUCAAGGCUUACGAGCCUACGAGCGAGUGUCAAGGCCUACGAGCGAGUGUCAAGGCCUACGAGCGAGUGUCAAGGCCUACGAGCGAGUGUCAAGGCCUACGAGCGAGUGUCAAGGCUUACGAGCCUACGAGCGAGUUUCAAGGCCUACGAGCGAGUGUCAAGGCCUACGAGCGAGUGUCAAGGCCUACGAAUGAGUGUCAAGGCCUACGAGCGAGUGUCAAGGCUUCGAGUGAGUGUCAAGGCUUACGAGUGAGUGUCAAGGCCUACGAGCGAGUGUCAAGGCCUACGAGCGAGUGUCAAGGCUUACGAGCUUACGAGCGAGUGUCAAGGCUUACGAGUGAGUGUCAAGGCCUACGAGCGAGUGUCAAGGCCUACGAGCGAGUGUCAAGGCCUACGAGCGAGUGUCAAGGCCUACGAAUGAGUGUCAAGGCCUACGAGCGAGUGUCAAGGCUUACGAGCCUACGAGCGAGUGUCAAGGCCUACGAGCGAGUGUCAAGGCUUACGAGCCUACGAGCGAGUGUCAAGGCCUACGAGCGAGUGUCAAGGCCUACGAGCGAGUGUCAAGGCCUACGAGCGAGUGUCAAGGCCUACGAGCGAGUGUCAAGGCCUACGAGCGAGUGUCAACGCAGAGUACUGAUUUGUGAUCAGACAAACCAGAGAAUGAGUAAUGCAUCGGCUUGA
Molecule: messenger RNA, 33132 nt
Organism: Cylicocyclus nassatus
Lineage: Eukaryota; Metazoa; Nematoda; Chromadorea; Rhabditida; Strongylidae
Source: the annotation of a GenBank genome assembly